GCGGCUGUUUAUUACACCGGCCGUGUUUCGGCGGCGCGGGGGCCGACCCGGGGGCAGGAAGUACCCCCGGCUCCUCCCUUUGCCCUCCCGCUCCCCUCCUCCUCCUCGCCCAUGUCCAUUCCAAGAUGGCCGGGAUCCCUUUGUAUUUUGUGGAUUUGCAGGAUGACUUAGAUGAUUUUGGGUUUGAAGAUUAUGGACCAGACUGCGAUAGCAUGAGGAUAACUGCUUUCUUGGAUAUUCCUGGACAGGAUAACUUGACUCCACUGGCUCGCCUUGAAAAAUAUGCCUUCAGUGAUAACAUAUUUAACAGGCAAAUUAUUGCUAGAGGUCUUUUGGAUGUCUUUCGAGAUUUCAGUAAUAAUGAAGAAGACUUCCUGACUGUGAUGGAAAUAGUUGUCAGGCUCUCUGAAGAUGCAGAGCCAACUGUACGUACAGAGCUGAUGGAACAAAUACCUCCUAUUGCCAUUUUUCUGCAAGAAAGUAGACCAAAAUUCCCAACAGCAUUUUUUGAAUACCUUAUGCCCAUAGUAGUGAGAUACCUCACAGAUGUUAAUAAUCAGGUUAGAAAGGCAGGUCAAGAAGCACUGCUUAUACUGCUAGAACAAGAUCUUGUUGCUCAGAGUGACAUUGAAAAUAAGGUGUGUCCAAUUCUGUUGGACCUCUCAGCUCCCGACAGUGAUGAUGAGUACAAGGUGGAAGCUGUGAAUAUAAUCUGUAAAAUGGCUUCUAUGUUGAGCAGAACAACAGUUGAGCACAUGCUGCUUCCUCGUUUCUGUGAACUGUGCAGUGAUGGGAAAUUGUUUCAAGUACGAAAGAUAUGUGCAGCUAAUUUUGGUGACAUUUGUAAUGCAGUUGGGCAAGAAGCCACAGAAAGACUGCUGAUUCCCAAGUUCUUUGAACUAUGUUCAGAUAAUGUUUGGGGAAUGAGAAAAGCUUGCGCUGAAUGCUUUAUGGCAGUGUCUUACACCACAUCCCCGGAAGUUCGCAGAAGCAAACUAUCGCCGCUGUUCAUCAGUCUUAUCAGUGACACUUGUAGAUGGGUUCGUCAGGCUGCUUUUCAGUCUCUUGGCCCAUUUAUUUCUACCUUCGCAAACCCUUCAAGUGCUGGUCUUUACAUUCGAGAAGAUGGGACACUGAGUAUCCGACCACCAAUGCAAGAUGUGAAUUCCAGUUCCUGUCAGCCAAGCAACAACAUAACUUUAAUGUCCUCUAGUACAAAUGCUGCGUUGCCCAGUUCAGAACAGCCAAGGGAAAUCAAACCAGAGUCAUCGACUGAGGAGGCUUCAGCUGAAGUUAAUGCAAAGCUCUCAGUUGAGAACCUAAAAGAUACACAGGAAGAAGGUUCAGAUCGUUGUACUAAUCCUGGAGAAGAUGUGUCUCGAUCGUCUCAGGGUGACAGAGUUGCUGCUGGUGUCGUAGAAGUCACUAAGGACAGCAGUUUUCCUGGAGUGAACUCAAGGCUACAGUCUGCUGAGGAUGUAUUUAAUACGUUUCUAUACUGGCGCCCUCCUCUGCCUGAUAUAAGUCACGAUCUGGAGUUGCUUCAGUUCAAGACUGAAAAGCACAAAGAUAGCUGUUCUGUGCCCUGUAAUAACUGUGUUGCUAGUAAUGAAAUAAAAAAAGUUCUAGAAAGCUUACAAGAGCACAUAGAUGAUCCAGAUGUUCAAGCUCAGGUCCAAGUAUUGUCCGCUGCUCUCAGAGCUGCUCAGUUUGAUUCUGUUGGUGACUAUGAGACCAAAAAAAUGGAAGAAAGCAGUGGCAAACUUCAGAACAAAACAGUUUCAGAUGAAACAGCUGUUUCAGAUGCUACCUGCAGCCAGGUGGUGGAGGAUACUUUGUCAUCCGCUGCUGGCCAGGAUAACAUCAGUGAUCAGGCUACCACAAGUAUCCCGAAAAGCACAGACUCGGAGGAGCAACACAGAGGAACCAAAGUGUUUUUAAAGAAAGAACAAGAAAACAAUUCACCAUUUGAAGAUGACAAGUCAAAAUUACAGGAUAUCAUACCUCAACCUUUAUUAGACCAGUACUUGUCAAUGACCGACCCAGCUAGAGCCCAGACUGUUGAUACUGAAAUAGCCAAACACUGUGCGUAUAGUCUUCCUGGGGUGGCCUUAACACUGGGCAGGCAGAACUGGCACUGCCUGAAAGAUACAUACGAGACGCUGGCCUCAGAUGUACAGUGGAAGGUACGUCGGACACUAGCUUUCUCCAUACAUGAACUAGCGGUUAUUUUGGGGGAUCAGCUAACAGCUGCUGAUCUGGUGCCAAUCUUCAAUGGAUUCUUGAAAGAUCUGGAUGAAGUGCGUAUUGGUGUCCUUAAACAUCUGUAUGACUUUCUGAAGUUACUUCAUGCAGACAAAAGGCGAGAGUAUCUUUACCAACUUCAAGAAUUUGUGGUGACUGAUAACAGCAGGAACUGGAGGUUUCGUUACGAGCUGGCGGAGCAGCUGAUCCUGAUACUGGAACUCUACAAUCCCAAUGAUGUCUAUGACUACUUAAGACAUAUUGCACUAACUCUCUGCUCCGAUAAAGUUUCAGAAGUUCGGUGGAUCUCCUUCAAACUGGUUGUAGCAAUACUACAGAAGUUCUACGCAAACAACGCAAAUGCACUGGGAUUAAAUUUCAUUAAUGAACUUGUUGUACGGUUUCGUCACUGCUCCAAGUGGGUUGGAAGACAAGCUUUUGCCUUCAUCUGUCAGGCUGUAGUAGAAGAAGAAUGCAUGCCUGUCGACCAGUUUGUUGAACACUUACUCCCCAGCCUUUUAAGUCUCGCUUCAGAUCCUGUGCCAAACGUCAGGGUUCUGCUCGCCAAGGCUCUGAGGCAGACGCUGCUGGAGAAAGCUUAUUUUAAAAGUGUUGGCAACCCUCAUCUAGAAGCAGCAGAAGAGACCAUUCUAGCCUUGCAGUCUGACAGAGAUCAAGAUGUGUCUUUCUUUGCCACCAUAAAACUGAAACAGGGUAACGUGGACAGUACUAGCAUUGAAAAACAAAGCUAAUGUCUCCUUCUGCAGUAAACACCAAACAUCAAAACGGUUAUUCACUUUGUUCGCCGUUAGUAUGAAUAACAUGGACAAAUAAUGCAGCUUUUGUUAUGUACUUGAGCUGGAAAGGGUAUAUUGAGAAAUGUCACUGUCUUCCUUUCAUGACCACAUUUCAUCUACAGCUGUGUGUUUAUCUGAGAUGUGUGAGUAAUUCUUUUUGGUUUUUUUCUUUGUGAGUGGUAACUGAUCUCACCUGCAGUUAAGUAUUAUAUGCAAAGUCCUGCAUCAUACUCAGUGUUCCAGUGUAACUGAAAUCCAUAUUUCAUUUUUUAACAACACAUUUCCUGUAAGAGAGCAGUCUGCUAUAAGCUUAAAAUGGUUUCUAAAUCUUAAAACCUGAUUAUAGCAAACUUACAUGAAGAUUUCUUUCCUCACUUUUGUUGUAGUUUUUGAGUUGUUUCAAGUAUUGCAUUUUAACAGAAAGGUGUGUAUAUAUGUGAAUAGUUUCAGAUUUUAACAAAAAAUUACAAACUUCUAUAUCAGUGGAAAAAAGCUCAAAAAUAAUUUCAUUUUAUAAAGUAGUUACUGGAAUUAAGGCAUGGUUAAUUUUUACUUAAUGUGAUAUUUUUCAAAGCACAGAGAGCUCAAGAUUCUUUGUAUAUGGUGACUUUUCUAUUGAUUUGUUAUUUCUGAGCUAUACGCUUACAGGUGUGCUAACAUGUCUGGUUUUGUUACUGCUGGCUCUUGUAGUGGUAGGUAGACUGUAAAUUUCCCAAACAGAAAAUUACUCAUUCUGCUCUAGCAAGAAUAACUUCAUUUAAGGAAUUCAGUUCCUGCAAUAUGUGCGGUAUCUGUAGAAGGGUAUUACAGAAUUUUCCAGACUUCAGUGUUUGUUUUACAUACACACGUUAUUUAAAAAACACCUUUUAGCUGGGUCCAAUCCCAAUGUUCAAAUCCCAAGCAGCCCCAACAACGCACCUCUAAGUUCUGAAAAACCCCAAGUAACAAAUGUUGAGGGGAAAGGCAGUGAUGCAGUUUGAUUUGUAACUUCCGUUGAUUGUAUCGUUUGUUUUGGGGCAAGCAACGAAUACAGGUUAUUGAGAUCCUUAAGCUUAAGUAGGACAUCAUCUAUGUAUUUAAACAGGUCUUUCAGAAGAAAGAAAGGAUAUACAGAUAGAACCAAGUUCUGUUAAAAAAAUGGGAUAUUUUCUGACCGGUUUAAAAAACUAAAUUGGAUCCCAUCUUCUGUUGUGUCCCAAAUCUGUAGAUAACGCGGGGCCUGGAAAAAAAAAGUCUGACUUUCUAAGAUUGUGGAUUGGGACUUUGUUCAGUUCAAUCGCUUGAAGAAAUGGUUUUAUGUAAUAACAGUUACUUUCUCUCUGUGAACAAAAUACUUCAUGAUAAAUAACCUGUGUAAAUACUGCCUCUUAUUUCACUGUUGUACUAGUAAGUAGUUCACAUUGGUGAAUGUUUUUUCAGACGUUACUUUUUCCUUUGUGUUUUAAAUCAGGCUUGGCUGCAAUACAGCAAGUAGGUUCCUCGGCUGGGUUCUGUAUUUUUGGAGGGCUCAGUUUUGUGUAAGUUUAACUACUCUUGUAAUAUAAUAUGUACAGUAUUUGUAACAGAUUGUUUUCUUGUGAGAUCACAAAAUGCUUUUUCAAAGUUGCAGGCAGAAAUAUACCCCUGCUAUUACAGCAAACAGUAUAAACUCUGUAAAUUCUGCAACAUUCUACAUUUAAUUUUUUACAGUUUUUUUAUAAUUUAAAACAAAUGCUUCUUCAGUACAGACUUUUUAUGAUUGCAAUUUCUUAACAAAAAGACCCCUCAAGUUACUUUUUUCUAGUUCUAAUAUCUUUUUCUAAUGCUGGCAUUAUACGUAUUUUCUAACAGUUCAAAUUUUCUAAGGCCUUUCUGACAAGGUUUUACUUCUGUUUUUUAUUAUUAGUUCUCAGCACUGAACAAAUUUUUCAAGUGUGUGUAUAUGUAAGUAUGUUUGAAACGUCCUGUAUAUAAAUUAAAUACUUCGAGUGUUAACCCAACCCAGGUUUCUGUUUGUCAGAUAAUCUUAGUUACCUUUACUUGCAAUAAUCCACUGGAAAACACAAGCUUCCAUAUGUUUUAGCAUGUUUGGUUAGUGUUCACUAAGAGGUUUUAAUUAGUAUGUGUGAAACAGUAAGCCACCAGCUAUAAAAGUUCAUUAAAAGGCUAAACAAAGUUCUUUGGUAACAACAUUUUGGUACCUCUCUGGCUCCAGAAGUCAUGUCUGUUUUAAAUGAUAUGAUUUCAGUAGAGUGUUUGAAAACUGUUGUUAAAACUCUGCAGUUGCAUGCACUAAUGAGGGUCAUCACAGUUUUGGGGUGGGUUGUUUUUUUUUGUAGACAAUGUGCAGGUCUAGGAAACAGAUUUACCCUCUACAAGGUUGUCUUUUUGCUUUAGUUUUAAACUAGAAAUUAUUUCAGCAUGACUUAAGACCACACUACGUCUUGUACUAGACAAACGUAUGCAAUGAGUAAAGCGGUGUGUUCACGUACAAUUCUCUGCGUUGUUUAAAUUAUGCAAAAAUUUGUAUUUUAAAGUCCAGAUGGAGCAAAGUUAGGUAGUUGAUCCACUUUCACAGCAGCAGUAAGAAUAUCACUUGUAAACAUGUCUAGCUAAGGAACAUGAAGGUAACGUUAGUGCGUGCAAUAUUGCUUGGAUGCUAUAGCAAAUAAUCGAGCACUUGUAAUCCAAAGCAUGUUAGUCAUGUUGCUUAGAGCUGAGACUCCCUGGUGUCUCCUGCGUGAUGCACACGUGGCAUCGGCCAGGCUGCUGCCCUAGAGGCAGCGGUGUCUGUACACGGUGGUGGUUAGAACCCAGUUCAGUGGGGACACUCUGGAAGUGUCAUUCCUUUGUCAGAACAGAGAAUCUAUGUAACUUUGUAUUUAUCUCAAUAAAUCCUGUGACUGUUUUAUAAACCAA
This is a messenger RNA of Falco peregrinus (peregrine falcon), 5939 nucleotides long. RefSeq names its product serine/threonine-protein phosphatase 4 regulatory subunit 1-like. The record is from RefSeq and is a predicted model, not a curated record. Gene Ontology annotation, biological process: protein dephosphorylation. Lineage: Eukaryota; Metazoa; Chordata; Aves; Falconiformes; Falconidae. The transcript is spliced from 20 exons. The coding region runs from base 126 to 2996 and encodes 956 amino acids. Gene Ontology annotation, molecular function: protein phosphatase regulator activity.